UUUAACGUAAAUAUUUAUAGAAAAUCUUAUCAAAGUAAUUUCCAAAAAUUUUUUUAAUUUUCCAAUGAUGCGGUACUGGAAAACUGUUAAAAACUUAUCAUGGAAGACUUAAAAGGUUGCGAAAAAAAUGACCCGGAAGCUUUGACAAAUGAACAGCAAAAAAAGUUAGACUCUUUUAAGAUUAAAACGAGAAUUUCAAAUGAGAAUUAUUUAAGAAGUCAUCCAGAAAUCGAUUGUUUACUUACAAAUUUUAUAAGUGAAAUUUGUAAGCAAAAACCAAACAACGUGAGAGAGUAUGCUGCAGAUAACUUAUUAAAAAAGAUUUUACCUCUGAACAUGGACGAACCAUGGUGGAGAAGUGAUAAUGUAUGCAAAGCGAUUGACAAUUUUCACACCAAAAUGGCAUCAACACCAAAUAAUAUGAAAGCAGCUAUUACCGAUUUGAAACAAAAGUUAUAUCUGCUAGAAACUUAUCUUAAAUACAAUCACAAUUUAUGUGAUAAAAUUGAGUAUACAGGAAGUUCAUUUGAGAAAUUAAAUAUUUGUGGGGAAAAUAUUAUUGAGUUUGAUAUCAUGUUAGUUGUUGAUCGGGACAAAUUAUUGGAGCUUGAAAACGAGGUGAGUGGUGGCUACGUUAAAAUAAAAUGUGCUAAUUCAAUGUUAGAUUACCCACGCGAUAAUGAAGGUUGUAUUAAUGCUAAAGCUUAUCGCGAGUACUUUUACGGAAUCGUUCAAAAAUGGGUUAACAUUAUGAAACAUCCUAAAACAAUCAAGCUAAUUUAUCAUGGUGUUGCAACUCAAAUCAACGUUUAUACUGUUAAAGAAAUUCUCUGGUAUCAAGUCGAUUUAGUUCCGUGUUUCAAACUCUACGAGAGAAAAUGUUGUAUUAACUUUUGUCCUAAACCUCUUUAUUUUGUACCCAAACCUGUUGAAGGAAAACCCUACAACUGGAGGUUAUCGCAUUCGCUUAAAGAAGUUAGAGCAGCAAAUAAGCUUCAUUCACAAGCGAAAAAAAGCGUUCGUGUCGUUAAAGCCAUUUUUAAAUUUCGCUCAAACGGUUUGUUUAAAGAUAAGUUUACGUCCUUUCAUAUAAAAACUGCGGCAUUUCAUUUGGUAGAUACAGGAUGGCCCGACAAGCGUAAUAUGGGCCACAAUAUUUAUACUUUUUUAGUUUUUAUUAAAAAAUGUUUGCAAAAUCGAGAACUUAUCCACCGUUUUGAUCCGACUAUCAAUUUAUUGGCUGAUUACAAUACGAACUUAUGUCUUCAAAUGGUGCGUGCAAUCGAUCUUUGGCUUAUGAGUAUGAAUAACUUUUUAUCACGACUUUUAUAAAUUUAUUCAAAUGUCCUCAUGCGGCCACGCAUCUAAAAAACACUUAAAAAGAGCUAAAACUUAAUAACUUUAUAACGUGGUUGCAAAUAAACAUGUAAGAAAAUUUAAAA
Messenger RNA from Hydra vulgaris (swiftwater hydra), 1442 nucleotides. The record is from RefSeq and is a predicted model, not a curated record. NCBI's taxonomy places the organism in Eukaryota, Metazoa, Cnidaria, Hydrozoa, Anthoathecata, Hydridae.